AUGAGGGGGUGGAAGCUAUGGGUGACCAUAUUCGCACUUUUCCUAGGCCUACUCUUAUCUACACUUGAGACCACGAUAGUAUCAACAGCCUUGAUUACCAUCGCAUCUGACUUAGGGGGUUAUGACAAGUCGAACUGGAUAAUUGUCGCUUAUCUUCUCACAUAUACCGGCUUUCUUAUAGUAUACUCCCGAUGCAGUGACAUAUUUGGUCGCAAAUCCAGCUUCAUAACGGCGUUGGCCAUAUUCACGGCAUUUUCCAUUGCCUGUGGAGUGUCACGGACUAUGGAGCAACUGAUCAUCUUCCGCGCAUUCCAAGGGAUUGGUGGGGCGGGAAUUUACAGCAUGGUCAUGGCCGUCAUGGCUGAGGUGACGCCUGUUGAGAGUAUUGGUCCAGUUACUGGGCUGAUGAGCACUAUCUUUGCUCUCUCCAGUAUUUUGGGUCCUGUGCUCGGUGGUGCCAUUACCACAAACGCAUCAUGGCGAUGGGUAUUCUACUUGAACAUUCCCGGUGGCGGUCUGGCAUUAGCGAUUGUGAUCUGGUUUUUCCCUCGAAACGACGGACGGCUUCCCAUCAAUCGCCUAAGUUUUAAUCGCAUAGACUGGCCUGGGAUCUUGCUGUCGCUGAUCGGGUCUGUAUUUCUUCUUCUCGCGCUCGAAGAAGGUGGCAGUGCCUUUUCUUGGGAUGGCUCUCUCAUCGUUGUGUCGUUUAUCGUAACUGGAGCUGCCUGGAUUGCUUUCAUAGCUUGGGAGAUAUACGUCGCAAUGGUUUACAGCCGGAGAACAUCCUCCUUUGCUAGCAAAAUGAUGCCCGUAUUUCCGAUAUGGCUGAUACGACGUCGCAUAGUCUGCGCGUCGUUGAUAGCCGCCUUCCUCGCCGGAUUUCCGUUUAUGGUACUCAUAGUCUACCUUCCCGAACGAUUUGAGAUCCAGGACGGGCUCAGCCCAGUCGCGUCCGGCAUUCGAAUGCUGCCACUACUCCUUCUUUCGGCGUUGGGAGCGGGGGCGGGAGGUGUGAUCAACAGCCGCAAAAACAUCUCCUUCUACACACUUAUGGUUGGGUUGUCGCUGCAACUGAUUGGGCUCGGAUGCAUGACCACCCUUCCAACAACGGGAACCAUUAUUGAUGCGCAGUACGGAUACCAGGUCCUACUCGGGCUCGGCUUUGGAACAACCUUGACCAGUCUGGUCGUGAUAUCUCGCCUGGAAGUAGAUGCCCCAGACCUAGCUAUAACCAUGGGUGCCGUGACCCAGGUGCGUGUUCUUGGAGGCACAAUUGGCAUCUCAAUUGGCCAGGUUCUCAUUACCCAUUUCGUCGACCGGGACUUGUCCGAUGUUCUUUCCACAGAUGAGAUGGCCGCACUUAAAGCGAGCGUUUCGAGCUCACGUAACUUUCCCGCUUCCAAGCAAAACGCGGUAAGUGAGGUCUAUGGCCGAGCGUUCAAUGCGCAAAUCAAGGUGGUCUUGUACAUUACUGCCGCCUGUUGGGUGCUUGGGCUUGGGACAUUCAAGAAAAAUCCCGUGAACUUCCGAGACGCGGGCAGGAUAGAGCCAUGUGGGAGUGGUGAUCAAGAGCAGGACCAGGGGUAG
This is a messenger RNA of Aspergillus vadensis CBS 113365, 1587 nucleotides long. RefSeq names its product putative MFS multidrug transporter. Gene Ontology annotation, biological process: transmembrane transport. The transcript is spliced from 6 exons. Bases 1 to 1587 code for a protein of 528 amino acids. Lineage: Eukaryota; Fungi; Ascomycota; Eurotiomycetes; Eurotiales; Aspergillaceae. The record is from RefSeq and is a predicted model, not a curated record. Gene Ontology annotation, molecular function: transmembrane transporter activity.